CAUUCCUGGAUUUGGUCGAAGGUAUGAGUUCGCUUUGCUGAAGACUGACACGUCGAGGACUUUUGAACAACUCUACUCAAAUUCAUAUUUUUUUCUUCAAGUAAUGGACAUUUGAUUACUAUUUUUGCCUCCAGUUUGUUCCCGAAGGAAAGGCUAGCUUUCAGCCCCACCCUUAAGAAGUAUUUCAGUUGAUAUUAAAACCAUGAAGGGUUAAUAAUAUAAAAUUGAUGAAAUAAGAGAUAUAAGUGCCUGAGAAGCACACUCUAAUACACCCGUGAAGCUGAGGAUCUGUAGUUUUAAUAGUAAGUUGAUUUUUGAAGUUAAAUCAAGUUAAAAUGGUCGUCGUCGACGACGGGCUGGUUAGCGGUAGCUGGCUAGCCGGCACCGUGAGUUAGCUUGCUUCUUUUCAAUGUUAUAGUAUGAGCUCACACAGGAAGGUGGACGGAGGCACAAGGCUCCGUUUCUUUGUGUGUGAGACUGAGUGGACGAGUUGGAUAAAUUCAAGUUAGUCAGUUAAUUCGGAAAUUAUCCAUAAGCAAUCUAUUCAUAAAGAUUGCCGUAGGCACUGAACAAACUAAUUCAUGAAGUUGGACUUUUUUUGCCUGCCAGAUUCGUUUUAUAGGCUCUGCUCCACGGAACGACCAAACACCGCAGUCUAUACAUAAAGAUUGCAUUAGCGUGAGGAUUGUGGACAGAUUUUGUGAAGCACUGUGUAUAUUGAAAUAUCGAUAAUUACAGCACAGGGACUUCCAGAAAGCCCGCAUCACGUACUCGGCAAUCUGUGGAUAAAGAUUGCAGGAUGACUCAAGCGAAGUGCUCUUUCGAAACACAAACAGUCGGGAUGGUCAAAAUGGUGGAGGUUUGCCUUUCGUCGUCGGACAGCUGCGGGGUCUGCGCCGUGUACUCGGAGCAAUAUUUGGGAGUUUUCACUAAACCGUCCAGCCGAAAAGUAGACUGCCACGCGGUUGUGGUUCGGUAAAUGUGCGAUGCUUGCUGACUGGUGUUCCUCAGUGCGCUGGGAGCCAUUGUUGCUCGCGCGGUGUUGUUUGGCUCGGCCGCCAUGAAGUGGGUGACGGAGGGCGGGUUCUCAUUAGCACGCGACGCGGUUGGCGGAGGGCGGGAUCUGAUUGGCACGCGGCUCCAGCUCCCGCCCCUCUUCCCGGGAGGACCACAGACUGUCAGUUCACAACUGCCCGUAUAGAAGAAUAUUUUGACGUUAUUAUUUGAAAUACUCCUUAACACCUCGAUGAAUAUGCCCCGUUGGUACACAAACAAAAUGUCAGUAAAUGACAUUCUAUCUGAAGGCAUGGUCAUUUGAGUAUAGUACUAAUUGUUUUCCACAAUGUACCAGUGAUAUAUGUAGUAACACACAUUAUGGCAGCGCACCAAUAAUGCAUUUCAAACCCCUUAUUUAGGGCCAUGAUCUUUACUGAUUUUGUCUAUUGUGUAUUGAUUGUGACAUUUACAGGAAGUGGGUUAUUUGCAGUAUUGUGGCGGUCUGAGACUAUAUAUAACUUCUACCACAACAGUUAUCCGGACAUGGCAGGGGGACCGGUGGACCCCAGAGAGAUUCUGAAGAGUGUGGAGCCUCUGCUGGGGAAAGAUGGAGAGCUUCGCAGUCUGGAGGGGGUCCCAAAGGUGUACAGCCUUAUGAAAGCUUCUACCAAGAUGGUCAGUAGAUGUAUGUACCUGAGCAUCUUGCUGCAGACCAAAUCCCAUGAUGUUUUGAACAGGUUUAUCAGAGUUGGUGGCUACAAGAUGCUCAACGCCUGGCUCACCUACUCGAAAACCACCAACAACACCCCCCUAUUGCAACUCAUCCUGCUCACACUGCAAAAGUUGCCUCUCAAAGUGGACCACCUCAAACAGAACAACACAGCCAAGCUGGUAAAGCAGCUGAGCAAGAGUGCGGACACUGAAGAGCUGAGGAAGUUGGCGUCUGUCCUUGUGGAGGGUUGGAUGGCUACAAUCCGCUCCCAGAGUGUGUCGAGCAGCGCGAGCUCUCCUGCUGAAAAGAAAAAGAAGAAAGAGGAGGGCAAGGUUCUGGUGCGUGACGUUAAGGAGAAGAGUGGAGAUGAGGAGAAGAAGAAGGAGAAACCUAAAGCUCAUGCACCGAGCCACGCAAAGAUUCGUUCCAUUGGGUUGGAGAUGGACACUCCCAGCAUGGCGCCUGCAAAGAAGACGCCCACCGCCCCGCAGCUGGGCGACAAGUACAACAUCAAGCCUCCAGUCCUCAAGAGGCCAUGCUUUGGUCCAGCAGAUGCUCCACCUCUAGAGAAAAAAUACAAGCCUUUGAACACCCCCUCUAACUCUGCCAAAGAGAUCAAAGUGAAGAUCAUUCCAGCACAACCAAUGGAGUGCACAGGGUUCCUGGAUGCUCUGAACUCUGCUCCAGUGCCUGGGAUUAAGAUUAAGAAGAAGAAAUCUGGUGCUGGCCCUACCCCCAAUACCAAUACCAAGGCCGUCUCCCCCACGUCUAACAAGGGAAGUCCAUUUGACAGCAAACCCUCUUCGUAUUCUUCAUCUUCUACAAAACCGUCAUCUCCAGAAACAUCUGCUUGCAUUACUCUUGCUGAUGAAAACCAGGAGCCGGAGCGGCCUGGGACCCCUGUUCCCUCUGAGGAGGCCGAGGUCUCUGACAACGGCGAGAAGCCCAACGCUCUGGCAGAACCACGGGGAGAAGAAGAGAGCUUGACCAAGAAAGGCAAGAAGAAGAAGACCGUUCACUGGGCCGAAGAGGAGCAGCUCAAACACUACUUCUACUUUGAUCUGGAUGAGACAGAGAGAGUUAACGUCAACAAGAUCAAGGACUUUGGUGAGGCUGCCAAACGAGAGCUGAUGAUGGACAGGCAGACGUUUGAGAUGUCCCGCCGGCUCUCUCAUGACACCAUGGAAGAAAGGGUCCCCUGGACCCCCCCAAGGCCCCUGACGCUGACCGGCAGCCUGGUUAUCACUGGUGCCAACAGCACAGAGAAACUCACCCAGAGAGACCGUGAGAUGGGCAUCCUGCAGGAGAUCUUCCUCACCAAAGAGAGUGUGCCCGAUAGUCCACAUGAACCAGACCCGGAGCCUUACGAGCCCAUGCCGCCCCGUCUCAUCCCUCUGGACGAGGACUCCACCACGCAGGAGGACGGAUAUGUUGAGCCCAUGGACACGGCGUCUCAGCACGGCUCCGCUUUGGCCCUGAACGAGAGCUCCAAGCUGCCCCCGGUGCUGGCCAACCUCAUGGGCAACCUGAGCAACACCUCUCGCAGCCCACAGGCCACACCCACAGUCAGCAACCCUGUGGCUCCCACUGUCAACGUGCAGGAGCUGCUCUCAUCCAUCAUGGGUGCUUCUGGUAACCAGUCGACUGAAGACUUGAUCAAGCAGCCGAACUUCUCAGACAAGAUCAAACAGCUACUGGGCUCUCUUCAGCAGACCCAGAACCAGGGUGGACCUCCACCAGUCAACCCUGGUCUACUGGGUCACGGUCCCGGCAUGAACAAUAUGAACAAUAUGAACAUGAACAUGCACAUGCAGAUGCCCAUGAACGGCGGCUACCCACCCAACAACCCACCUGGUGGUCCUCGCUUCAACCACCCUCCACCCCCUCACAACCACGGCCCGCCUUUCAACAGCGGCGGAGGCCCGCGCAUGAUGGGGCCGCCCCCGGGCCAGGGCCGAGGGGACAAUGGCAACUACUGGGGAGAUGAUUCCAUGAGAGGAGGGCCCCAUAGAGGGGGCCACUUCCACCGAGGAGGACGGGGCAGAGGAGGAGGAGGAGGAGAGCCGGGCUUCAGGGGCAGAGGACGAGGGGGGCCCAGAGGAGGACACAACAAUAUGAAUGACAUGUCCAAGAGGCCCGUGUGUCGUCACUUCAUGAUGAAGGGAAGCUGCAGGUACGAGAGUAACUGUGCUUUCUACCAUCCUGGAGUAAACGGACCCCCGCUCCCACCCAACCACCCCGCUAACAACCCGCACCCACAGCACGGACACUAGGGGCCCUGCUGCCGAGCGGAACACUUCCGAGCUGUGAUCCAACCCUGCGUGGUUCCAUGUCACCUUCCUGGACACCGGCCUAAAGCAGCUAGCUGAGCUCGCCUGAGAGGAGAGCCAUGCCACUGUGUUUUUAUUGGGAUCAUUUUUAAUCUUGACCCUGGACCACUGUCCGAGCUGCUGCUAGUAGCUGCUGCCUCAGCAAGUGGACGUCUCCGACCCGGCACAGAGCUCUCCACACCACCGAAUCUGUUGUGCGUUGCGGUUGUCGUCCUCUGUACGUGUAUCAUAUUCCCUUCAGUGGGGCCCCUUCAUGAAAGUCAGGCAAGUGACAGAAACAUUUAGGAAGCACUUAAUGAACCAGAAGGCCAACACGGCCAUGACGUGCUGAAGGUGGACCUGAAGACAAAGGUCAUGGUGUUCAGACAGGGUUCUUCCAGCUGCUGCUACUGAAUGUGAAGAGGUGAUGAAGAACAAGCCACAGCUGGGUGUCACCAUAUGAAGUGUGUGACAUGCCGUGGGUCUGUCACAGUCAUCUGUAGUCCGUCUGAAACCUGAGGAGUUGGGGGGGGUCAGCCAUAUGACUUGUUUUCUGUGAAAACGAUGACCUUUGUGUCUCUUGUGGGACUGUGAUAAUCUAUUGGUUGUUGUUUUUUUAUUUUAUUUUCAUGUGAUCAUCAGAAUGUUGGCCCUUUUUUUAAGGUGGGUUCAGUUUUUGUCAGUAUGAAAUGUUUGUAAGAAUACAAACUGCACAUUCAUGCUCAGUCAUAUUUUCUGUUGAAUUAUUUUGUACACAGUGUAUUGAAUAAAUGUCUAAACAUAGA
Messenger RNA from Pungitius pungitius (ninespine stickleback), 4802 nucleotides. RefSeq names its product protein phosphatase 1, regulatory subunit 10 (gene ppp1r10). Gene Ontology annotation, cellular component: chromatin; nucleus; PTW/PP1 phosphatase complex. The record is from RefSeq and is a predicted model, not a curated record. The coding region runs from base 1420 to 3981 and encodes 853 amino acids. Lineage: Eukaryota; Metazoa; Chordata; Actinopteri; Perciformes; Gasterosteidae. The transcript is spliced from 19 exons. Gene Ontology annotation, molecular function: protein phosphatase 1 binding; metal ion binding.